AUGCCAGCACGCAGCAGCAGCAACAGUCAGGUCAUGAGGGGAGAGGGGCGGGGAGGCAGCACCGGGCAACAGCCAGCGGCGAGAUGGAGGCGGGACUCAGGUUCCGCACUCCAGCUGCUGGCGUCCCCCCUGGUGUCGCGGUCCCCGUCGCCGAACCCCGAAUGGGAGGACGAGGAACGCAUCACGGAUGUAGAGCUGGAGGAGGAGGAGGAGGCCGGCGUCCGGCCGGCAGGGCAGGAGGCCGAGGUGACGACUAUCGACCUGUCGUCGUCCGAAGAGGAGGAGGAGGAAAGCAAGGAGGACACCGGGACGGAGACGAGGGCCGGAGCCGGAUUCGGGCGGAUCCGGUUGGGCGACGCUGCGCCAUCGGGCCACCCGGAGGAGGCAAAGCGCAUAUUCGCAACCCGGGCAGAGGUGGUGCGGCGAGUAUUCGCGCAGCGGGCGGUGGCACGGGCAGCCGCAGCAGCCAGGGAGUGGCAAAAGCGCCUGGAUGAGGCUGAGGCCGAAGAGGCAGCAAUCUGGGCACGGCCAGGCCCUCCGGAGCAGCCGCCGCUGCAAGCACCUCCACCGCCGUCGCCACCGUCGUCGCUGUCGCAGCCGGCGCAUCAACACCCCCACCACCGUCACCGCCGCAGGCACCACGGCCAUCCAGGCACCACGGCACGGGCGGAGACACCACCGCCUCCACCGCCGCCGUGGGUGCCAACGCCAUCGCCGUUGCCAGCAAAACGGCUCGGUGGGGAGCCGGAGUUCUGGGAGAAGGGGCCCUGGGUGUGGCCGACAUCAGGAGUGCCUGCCGCACGGCCGCCCAAACUCGCCAGGCUGACGUCGUGCCCGGAGCCGCGGUCCCCACCAGCCAGGCCGUCAGUGUCCCGCCAAAAUUCGGCGGACAGCAGCCGCUGUCAGGAGAUGGCCGAGGAAGAGUGGCCGCCCAGGGUGGCAGCCGAGGCCAACAGGCGGCAGAGGAGAGCCCGUAGCAGCCUCUGGGCCAAACUCCUCGUGGUAGACGGCGUCCGCUACCGCAUCCGGGUAUCCAACGGGGUGGUAAGAGUCCUGAGGGGCUAA
This is a messenger RNA of Drosophila rhopaloa, 1065 nucleotides long. Its product is annotated as histone-lysine N-methyltransferase 2B-like. The transcript is spliced from 2 exons. The record is from RefSeq and is a predicted model, not a curated record. The coding region runs from base 1 to 1065 and encodes 354 amino acids. NCBI's taxonomy places the organism in Eukaryota, Metazoa, Arthropoda, Insecta, Diptera, Drosophilidae.